This is a messenger RNA of Pangasianodon hypophthalmus (striped catfish), 2180 nucleotides long. RefSeq lists its product as uncharacterized. The coding region runs from base 928 to 1833 and encodes 301 amino acids. The record is from RefSeq and is a predicted model, not a curated record. Lineage: Eukaryota; Metazoa; Chordata; Actinopteri; Siluriformes; Pangasiidae. The transcript is spliced from 8 exons.
AUACUAGGUAUUGGUGUAAAUUUAGCAUUAUUACAUGCCAGCACAAGGGCCUAUUUUUGGUAGUUAUUAACAUAUGGUUUCAUUUCACGUGAUCCGCUGGUCUUGAGGCAGCGAAGUGAUCUUGAAUAUGUGAUGUGGUCAGAGAUUACCAUCAGUGUUUUUGUUCCCUUUUUUUUUUUUUAAGAGUAAUUUCCCAUAUUACUGUACUAUUUUCAUACGUCGUUGUGAGACCUUGAAUUUCAAUUCUGAUACCAGAGUCAUAAAGGUCCAGGAGCCUGAGAAGAGUGUAUUUGGCCCUGCUCUCUGGAGGAUAGUAUCUCUAAUGAUGUUACAGUUUUGCAACACAUUGUGGAUUCAUGUGUAAUGGAGGAAGCAUAUGGUCGACUUCAGCUUCCGUAGCUCAUAACUACUGUACAGUAGGAGAGACCUAGCUAGGAUUGGGACCUGCCAUGAACACUGCUUGUUUUGUGUUUCAAUGAGAGUUUUAGAGUGGCCCACACCAAAUAACCCUCAAUUAUAAGUUCGCCAUAAGAAACAGUUGUUUAAGGAAAUGUGAGCUAAAUUUCUGUGUACAAAAAGGUUAUUAAGUGAAAGAUUUAUUUGCUUUUUUCUAGGAUAAAAAAUAUAUUUAAAGGUCAUGGGAAAGUGUUUUCAAGAUUAUAUUAGACAAAAAACUGUGGUGUAUGUGAGACCAGGGCAGUAGUCCGUCAUGCAUGAGAGGCUGUACUUGUGGUUAGAAAACUUGUGCAAAGAAAUAUUUAGAGGCAAGUAAAAGGUGGAAGUGCUUUUAAAAGUGUGAGGAAGGAUGUGAAAGCAGUUAGAACAGCCUGCAACAACGCACAAACUCUGACAACACUCAAAAAAGCCCUGGAGAAAGGAGGACGUGUCAGAAAGAGAUCUGGUUUGGAUCCAAGUGAAUGCUGAGAGAUGAAUAUGCUAAUAAUCUUUGUUUUGCUCUUCACAAUCACUCUAAAGGCCAAAGGGACAAAUGGGGAUAAUGACACAAGCCCCAGUCCAGGGGAGGAGCAUACCUCUUAUUCAGAGACAAAUCAAGUGACAACUGGGGAAACUAAAUUAAGUACUGGAUGUAAGGGAACACCGAACUGUUCAGCCCUGUAUCCAAGCCCCAGUCCCAGUCCAAAUGCAACAGAUGAUAAGAAGGAAGACAGAAACAGUGUCACUCAACCAACUAAUACCACUUCAGAUGAUCAUUCUAAGGCCCACAACACUCCAGAAUGUGAAAGUAAAGCUGGCAGGGAAAACAAAGAUGACCUAGCUGCUAUCAUGCACUUGGACCUGAGGACUGUUCUCAUAUUUUUGUUGGGAGUGAUUUGUUCAACCAUUAUUUUCUCUACUGUGUCGUGCUUUGUGAUCAUCUGCAACAGGUGCAGAACAACAGAUGCAAAACAAAAAGAAAAUAUUAUCUUAGAGGCUGUUAAAAGUGAACAUGACCCGUCUGAUGAAGACCAGGCAGAUGAACAGGCCCCUCUUCAAGUACAGACUCCUGCUGAGGUCUCCACAAACACAUCUGCAUUAAAUAGUGGGAAGAUAGAACGAGCAGGAGAAGUAAAGGAAGUUGACUACGCCUCUAUCAACUACUCACUUUUACAGAAGAAAGCUGAUGGAGACUUAAAGCCACAGAAAGUGGAGAGUGAUUAUGCAGAGAUUCAGCUAAAAAAGCAGAGUGAAGGAGAGGAAGUUGAGACCUUGCAGGAUGGAGUGAAGCCGGAUGAAAUGAAACAGCGUGAAGUAAAGCAAGAUAGAGUGGAUCAGGGUCUAGAGGGUGGGAUGGAGAGCCAGAAGCAAGUGGAGUUAGAGGAAGUGCAGGUUUAAACCAGUACUCAUGGUUUACAGUGAAGAAGGACAGUGAAGAAUGGCUCUCGCAUUUUAACUAUGAAUGAUUGAUUGAGUAAAGAUUUUGCUAUUUAUGUUCUGAGUCAAGUUCCAUUUGCCUGAAAUGCAGCAUAAAGAUUUGCAUUACUAAUAUGUAAAACAGACUAUGUUUUUUUUCAAUUCUGUUUGUUUCAAUUCUGCUUUUUCUGAACACUGAACAACCCACUUCCCCUAUUUUGAAACAAUGUACAUAUGUCUUUUCGAUUGCCUUAAAAGUAGAAAAGUUGAGCAACUGCUUCUGCAAGGCACAAUGCUAAUUUUUGGAAGAAAAUGUAAAUAAAAGCCUG